Messenger RNA from Osmia bicornis bicornis, 1299 nucleotides. Its product is annotated as odorant receptor 4-like. The transcript is spliced from 6 exons. Gene Ontology annotation, biological process: detection of chemical stimulus involved in sensory perception of smell; sensory perception of smell. Lineage: Eukaryota; Metazoa; Arthropoda; Insecta; Hymenoptera; Megachilidae. The record is from RefSeq and is a predicted model, not a curated record. The coding region runs from base 29 to 1240 and encodes 403 amino acids. Gene Ontology annotation, cellular component: plasma membrane. Gene Ontology annotation, molecular function: olfactory receptor activity; odorant binding.
CCAAGAUGUCAGUUUUCCGACAAUCGCCAUGGACACCAGAUCGUACACGGAUUUCUCUAUCGUUUCAGCGAAGUAUAUAACAAAGUACACAGGAGUAUGGCUACCACAAAAUGUGACUGAAGAACGGCAAAGGAAGAUAUCAGCGACGUAUACCGCCGGUGCACUUUUGUAUGGGAUAUACCUGCAUGUGGUAGAUAUUUACAACUCGUGGGGUGAUGCAACUCGUUGUAUGUAUCUGACAAUGAACAUGAUGUGUAUCGGUAUGUCAACAAUUAAGAUGCUCAUCCUAAACUUUAAUAGAGCUAAGUUGACAGACGCUUUUUUCUACGCGGAACGGCACUUCUGGCAUUGCAAAUAUACUCCCGAGGAACGACUGAUUUUUGCUGUAUCUGUAAAAUAUUGCACACGGUAUGCGAUCUUCGCAAUCGCUUUUCUACAUCUCAGUUUGUCCGGAUAUGUGGUCACACCUAUUGUUGAAAACCUUGGACGAAAUAAAUCGGACAGAGUACUUCCAUUCAAGAUGUGGGUCGACUGGCCCUUAUCUGAGACACCGUAUUUCGAACUAAUGUUUACUUUUCAGGUGAUCUCCGCAUACGUAAUUGGCAUCUCGUACAUUUCCCCUGAAAUGUUUUUAUGCGUCUUUAAUCUGCACGUAAUGGGUCAAUUUCGCAUACUACAAUACAGAAUAUUGAAUUUCUGGAAUGUCGAAAGCAAAGAGAUGAACGCAAUCAUGUACACCGAUCAUUGUUAUACAGCUCUCAAGAAGUGCGUACAACAUCAUCAAUUAAUUAUUGAAUUCUGCAUGAAGCUCGAACAAAUAUAUACCAUGACGAUUUUUGUGCACGUGGCAAUUUUAAGUCUGUUAAUGGGAUUGGAUUGCUACGAAAUAAUUGUGGCAGACACAAGUAGGUCCAUGCUUCUCACUUUCGUAUUCCACGUAAUUGGCAGCCUGAUUCACCUUUGUUUCCUUACGUACACUUGCCAUUUUAUGAUAGAAGAAAGCACCAACAUUACUACAACGGUAUAUUCCGGAUUGUGGUGCACUUUGCCAAUGAACAAAGUUGGCAGAUCAAUACGAUCAGAUAUGAAAUUUAUUAUGAUAAGAUCGUUGAAACCGUGCUGUCUGACGGCUGGUGGAUUUUUUCCUGUGUCUUUGGAGACUUUUACUGCGCUUUUAAGUUCUACAUUUUCCUACUUUACCUUGAUGAGGGAGUCGAUGAUGAGAACCGAGGGCGAAUAGUAUAUAACAGAUUAAUAUGUAUUGACAGCGACUCUAGAAAUAUAUAAAAGUGUAGGAAG